Molecule: messenger RNA, 3045 nt
Organism: Austrofundulus limnaeus
Lineage: Eukaryota; Metazoa; Chordata; Actinopteri; Cyprinodontiformes; Rivulidae
Product: pleckstrin homology domain-containing family G member 3
Exons: 4
Coding region: 17-2401 (794 amino acids)
Biological process (GO): regulation of establishment of cell polarity
Molecular function (GO): guanyl-nucleotide exchange factor activity; small GTPase binding
Source: RefSeq, a predicted model, not a curated record
ACAUGUCUGUGACUUCAUGCUACAGCAUGCAGACAGUGAGGGUGCCCUGCUGGGAGACAGGUGCUCCCUCCAGCCAGCCACCAGUGUAAGUACACUGGCCUCCAGUCUAGGCGAUCCCGAGAGUGAGAGGCUGUGUGUGGAGGACUUUAUUCCCAGGGGCGACUCUCUGGAGCAGCUGAAUUCAGCUGAAAGUGACCCUAAACUGCCCUCUUCACCCAGUGAGGUGGGAUUGGAGCAGGAGGGGGAGAGUUGCAAGGAAGAUGUACUGAUGGAAGGCGACCAGGUAGCUGACUUUGCCAGCUCAGUGCUAGCAGCCAUCUCCUGCUGGCACUAUAGAGCCAGGGCUUUGCUUCCUGCUCAUUUCACAACGGAUAAUGAGAAAAGCAGCAGUUCUGAGUUAAAAACUGCACCAGAGGAGGUGAAAACCUGCCGACAGGAGGAAGACAAAAGGGACGUUGUUAUGAAAGACACUCUCUGCACACAGGUCAGUGUGCAGGAGCUGAGCCAUCCAGACUGCCUCCCACAAGAAGACAAGAGUCACCAGCUGGAGGUGUAUUACUCCCAAAGUCCCCAGUUUCCAACAGGCRCCUCCAAACAAGAAACUGAACCACCAGACUCUCUAGAUACCUCCAGAGAAACUGGAGAGGAGGAGGGAGGGAGCGAUUCCUCUGGCCUCCAAGUCGAGGAGACGAGUGCUCUGACGAACAGCGAGCUCUCAGAGGAGGAGGAAGUGGUGCUUUCCAGUAAAAAUAAAAGCAUCUUGCCGCCUUCUGUGUUGGACCAGGCGAGCGUGAUUGCCGAGCACUUCAUGGACCGCCUGUCCCGACGGUGCAGCUACGUUUCUGAGGACCGCGGUUCCCUCGUCAGCCCUUCACCACCAGUAGAUAACGACGUCUUUCAGAUCCCCUCGGCCUGCACGGGUUUGGAGGAGGAGACGAUGGCCGCCUCUCUGUCUGAGCCGCAGGGACGCCCGGAGAACAAUCUGUCAGCCGACCUGGGCGAAGGAGAACCCAGGUCCACGCUCUCUAAAAAAGACCGCCUCCUCAUCCACAAAAUCAGACGGUACUACGAGCACGCCGAGCACCAAGACGCCGACUUCAGCGUCAAGCGUCGCGAAAGCCUGUCCUACAUUCCAGCCGGCUUGGUGAGACAGCUGAGCCGGCAGCUGAACAGCGUUCCCCCGGAGAACCCGGUCCACAGGAAAGAGCUCUCUCGAAACAGACCCACUUCCUGGUCCGUGUUCGACCUGCCCGGCUUGGAAAAAAACAAAACGACCGCUUCGUUCCAAACCGAGGCCGGCGCUGCGGACGCCUGCGCAGCGGAAGAAAAGUUCCGUCCCUCGUCCGACAUGCUGAAGGUUUGGGAGGUUAUGGAAGCUGAAGAGGAGGACGUCAGGCMGGCUGCAGGAGACAAACUUAGUGAUUCCAGAUUAGCAGUUACUCAGAAUCGGCAACCGCCUCUUUUAGAAGAGUCUGAGGUGAGCCYCGCCUCCGACGUGUCCUCAACGAACACGAGUUCCUCCGCAGUGGAGGGAGGAUCCGAUCAGGACUCUAAACCGUGCAGGACCCGUGAGUUAGAGGACGACAAUCAUUUCAGCCCAAACCGCCUGCCCAAGAUCAUUAAGUUCAGAACCAGCGUAGAUGAAGGGAAGGUGAAAAACAAGGUGUUCCAGCUGGCCCGUCAGUACAGCCAGCGCAUCAGAAACAACAGGCCUCUGGUCCGGCAGAGGACCCGACUACCAGCCAGUCUGGACGGCCUCAGGAGUGUCCCUGCUGUCCACCAGGAGAUGAGAAAAAAAGGUAAACCCAACCUGAGAUUACCUUUGCCUGCGUGUGAACACGAAGUCAUACAUGAAGGCGUUUCUCCGAGUCCAGUCCAGACUCCYAGCUCCACACCCAGCUCCCAGAGCACAGUAACGUCCCCUCAGAGUCCUCUGUCWGAGACCUUCCUCUGGCCGGACGUUCAGGAGCUGCGUUCCAAAUACACGGACAAGUCCCGCUCUCUGAAASCCGCCUGCGUUUGCACGGUCUCCAACGGACUCUGCAGGACCAGGUGUGACGGUUGCUCUCAGAAGUACAGCAGCUCCUCGGAGCUUCACAGCGCUCAGACAGACCGGACGGCCCUCUGCAGGAAGCCUCCGUACGAGGACAGGUGUCGGGUGUCAGAGGACUGGCCUCAGCACCAGACGCGUCCUUCGCUCUGCCGGUGGAGCUCUGUGGACCACGUCAUCGGGUCUCUGCCCCUCCACGAAGUGCAGAACCUCCAGGAACCCGUGCGGACCUGCGCUCCUGUUUGCAAAGUCCAAAGCGAGGACAGUCUGCUACGGGACGGCGUCUUGUCCUCAGAAAGUUUUCGCGUGAAAAGUUUACGAGAGAAGUUCCAGAGUUUAGGCUCGAGCUGAUGAUGUUUUAAUAUCAGGAGACUUUAGRCGGUCAACUGAUGAUUUUUUAAAUAUUUAUUCUGAAAUUGUUUCCCCUCAAAAAAACACUAAUUACUGUCUGCAUGAAGACGCAGGAAGUAGUGGGUAACAAAACACCUGUGUAACAAAACAUGGAUGCUCCUGGUAAGAAGGAAAGUAUCCUCCCUUUUAAAAUUGUGCACAAUAACGAUUUGUCUUUAUGUAAAAACAUAAAGCCUCCUGUAUCAAAACUUAGACACUUUUUAAAUCUUAAAUCCUCUGUCGACUGCUUUUAUCAUUACAGUCACAGAAGCACAGUUGUGAAUAAUUCUUUAAGGGUUUCAGGAGAAUCUGAGAGCUUUGCUGUUGAGACACCAAAGAUGGUGCUGAUGCAGACGGACAACGAAAAUCUGCUUCCACAUUUUUUCUUAAGCUGCUUGGAAAACAGUUGCACACGUCACUGGAGCUUUAUUUUUAUGGACAGGUUGUAUAUUUUCUUAAAGAUUAUUUAUAAAACUGUACAUUUGGGUUGUGGAAACUGGACUCGGCAACUCGUUUGUUACAUUUUAGUAGCUGAAUGUGCAUUUGUUUCAUAUGUGCAGCUUCUCAUAUUUUCAAUAAAAAUACAAACAUUAAGAACGACCAGA